Molecule: messenger RNA, 2935 nt
Organism: Grammomys surdaster
Lineage: Eukaryota; Metazoa; Chordata; Mammalia; Rodentia; Muridae
Gene: Pwp1
Product: PWP1 homolog, endonuclein
Exons: 15
Coding region: 113-1618 (501 amino acids)
Biological process (GO): rRNA processing
Cellular component (GO): nucleus
Molecular function (GO): protein binding
Source: RefSeq, a predicted model, not a curated record
GAAUGACGCCAAGCGGGCGCCCGCGCCUGCGCGCUGUUCCCCUUCGCGGAGCUCAGAGUAAUCUCUCCCAGCGACUCGGGCUCCAGCCUGCGCCGGGUUCAAGCCGAAGAUCAUGAACCGCAGCCGCCAAGUGACCUGCGUGGCCUGGGUCCGCCGCGGCGUGGCCAAAGAGACACCAGACAAGGUAGAGCUGAGUAAAGAGGAGGUGAAACGUCUCAUUGCUGAAGCAAAAGAAAAAUUACAAGAAGAAGGCGGGAGUGAGGAGGAGGAGGAGGCAGGCAGUCCUUCAGAAGAUGGCAUGCAGAGUGCCGGGACCCAGGCACGGUGUAGGGAGCCCCCGGAGGAUGGGGACCCACAAGAUGACCGCACUCUAGAAGAUGACGAGCUGGCAGAGUAUGACUUAGACAAUUACGACGAAGAGGACAACCCAGAUGCUGAGACCAUUGGUGAGUCUCUGUUGGGUCUUACGGUCUAUGGCAGUAAUGAUCAGGAUCCAUACGUCACCCUGAAGGACACGGAACAAUAUGAGCAUGAAGAUUUCUUGAUUAAGCCGACUGACAGCCUCAUCGUUUGUGGCCGUGCUGAGCAAGACCAGUGCAAUUUGGAGGUGCACGUCUACAAUCAAGAAGAGGAGUCUUUCUAUGUCCAUCAUGAUAUACUCCUGUCUGCCUACCCUCUGAGUGUGGAGUGGCUGAAUUUUGAUCCUAGCCCAGAUGCGUCUACUGGAAAUUACAUUGCUGUGGGAAACAUGACCCCUGUCAUUGAGGUGUGGGACCUGGAUAUCGUGGACUCUCUAGAACCAGUCUUCACACUGGGAAGCAAGCUUUCCAAAAAGAAGAAGAAGAAAGGGAAGAAGGGUUCCUCAGUAGAAGGACAUACUGAUGCUGUCCUUGACCUUUCCUGGAAUAAGACAGUCAGAAAUGUGCUGGCAAGUGCAUCAGCAGAUAGCACUAUAAUUCUCUGGGAUCUGUCUGUGGGGAAGUCAGCAGCCAGGCUUACUGCUCAUACAGACAAGGUUCAGACUCUGCAGUUUCAUCCAUUUGAAGCACAGACUCUGAUUUCUGGGUCCUAUGACAAAUCGGUGGCUCUGUAUGACUGCAGAGAUCCCAGCCAGAACCACCGCCUAUGGCGGUUCAGUGGGCAGAUCGAGAGAGUGACCUGGAACCACUUCUCACCGUGUCAUUUCUUGGCCAGUACGGAUGAUGGCUUUGUAUAUAAUCUGGAUGCACGUUCAGAUAAGCCGAUUUUUACACUUAAUGCACACAACGAUGAAAUUUCUGGUCUUGAUCUGAGCAGUCAGAUCAAAGGCUGCCUUGUGACUGCUUCAGCGGACAAAUUUGUGAAGAUCUGGGACAUCUUAGGAGAUAGGCCAAGUCUCAUUCAUUCUAGAGACAUGAAAAUGGGAGUACUCUUUUGUUCUUCAUGCUGUCCUGACUUGCCAUUUGUUUAUGCCUUUGGAGGACAGAAAGAAGGGCUUCGGGUUUGGGACAUAAGCACUGUCUCUUCAGUAAAUGAAGCAUUUGGCAGACGGGAGAGACUGGUUCUUGGCAGCACAAAAGGUUCAUCCGUCAGUGGUCCCUGUGGGAGCAGGAGCCCACAGACACCAAUGGAGUCCUGACAAAGACCACAGUUUCCUAGUGUUCUUAACUCACUUUCAAAAAGCUGGCCUAAAAAUGUUCAUGCGUACCUAUAACCAUAGAUGGAAAUUCAGUUCCUGUUGCCAUUCCUCUCCACAGCUUUGAUGGCAGUCUGCAACCUUUGGGCUGCCUUCAACUGGAUACUGUACAGAGUUCUUGCAUUUCUUGAAAAUAAAAAGUUUUUUUUAAAAAAUGAUUCCUUAAACAGAUCUAGGAACUGUAGGUUUAUAAGAUACAUAGUAACUUAAGAGUUUUUGAGGCGGGUCUUGCUGUGUUAGCCAAGCUGGUGUGGUGGCUCGUGCUUGUCCCAGCCCUGCGAAGGAGGGAGAUGGGCAAAUUCCUAGGACCCAUGACCAGCCUAGCCUGGCCUUACUCAGCCAUCCACCUGCCUCCCAAUUCCCAGGAUAGGAUUACCUAUAUGCAUGGUGGGUUCUAGAAUCGAAUUCAGGCCCUUGUUGUUAUAAAUCAAACAUUUCACUGACUGAGCAGUCUCCCUGGCCCAUUGUUUUUAAAAUGUGAUCACCUUUUGAAUAUUAAUCGUAUUUUGACAAUGCUACCACUUUUUGGUUAUAAACUUACAUGUUUUUAAAAUGUCAAUAUUUUAAAAAUGGGGGUUUUAUUCAUACAAUUUUCUAUGAUCAAAAUAUUUUACUAAAUAGACACCAAACUGUCAGAGUAAUAUUCUAUAACCUUGUUAGUCUUGGUUCCAGUAAAUUCUCUGUCCAGUUACUUCAAAUAAACUUCAAUUUGUCAAGCCCAUAAAGCACUCUGGAGUUGGAGGUCCAAAGGUAGCAAUCUCACACCGCUCACUUAGUCACUCGGCCUCACAGAGGGGCUGUCCACUCACUCCUCCCAGACUUCACCAACUGCUAAGCCGAUUUCCAGGUUUUAUGUUAAUAGUUUUUUUGAAGUAAUGCAGUAAACUGUUCCAUUUGUCAUUGAAAUUCACCUCACUUUUACUUCAUUCUGUAUUUUCAGAAUGCCAGGACAGUUCUCAAGUGUGACCAGAACUUAUUUGAUCAUUAUAAGCUUCCAAAGUAGGAAUAGAACCACCCAAGUGGUUAAAUUUGUUUCCCCACACAGUGACUCUUGUUGGGAAAGCAUGAGAUACAGAGUCUGAUUGACAUUUAUCUAAUUCUGCAUCUUAAAAACUACCCUCCUGUCAGGCUUUCCUAAGAGCCUACAAGUUGUUUUUGUGAAAAUAAAAUUAACAUGUAGUGAAGACGUAAUGUAAUUUCUCUUCUUAGCAAUUACGUUGGCUUUGAGCUUGAAAUUAAAUUUCCUGGUUCCACCCUGUA